Manduca sexta (tobacco hornworm) is the source of this 4551-nucleotide messenger RNA. Its product is annotated as protein artichoke-like. NCBI's taxonomy places the organism in Eukaryota, Metazoa, Arthropoda, Insecta, Lepidoptera, Sphingidae. The record is from RefSeq and is a predicted model, not a curated record. Gene Ontology annotation, molecular function: protein binding.
AUACACGGAUCCCUUCCUAAAGGUUAAGAUGUGGCUGCUACUCCUCCUGUCAAUAAUACCGCACAUAGCGGCGCAGGCGCAAUGGGUGCCGUGCUCAGAGCUGAACGACGACCUGCGGUACCCCUGCAGGUGUAAAGUCCAGGUGGAUAGAGCUCUUCAGCUGAGAAUCCUGAUGAACUGCGACAGAGUGGUGUUUGCCGGAGAUUUUCCAACGUUGCCGUAUGGUGCUCCUAUCAUAUCGUUCAGCCAGCGUUGGGCUGGACAGCAGAUGCUUCCUACUCAGAUAUUCUCUUCCUACGGUCUACCGCUCAGAGAACUAGACUUUUCACACAACAGUCUCCGAAGACUACCAGACCGUCUUCUGGCUGGAGUUCGAGGGAAUCUGACAAAACUGGCGCUAGCCGACAACCUUCUUGGUGACAAUUUGAACCCGAUAUUCUCCACUGCUGAGCUCCACAAUCUACCAGCUCUAGAAGAAUUGGAUUUAAGUGGAAAUAAUAUCAGAGGAUUGGAGGAAGGACUACUCAUUGGAUGCGAUGUUCUUAAGGUCUUCCGUUUGGAUCGUAAUAACAUGAAUUCUGUACCCGCCUCGUCUCUAAACGGGCCGCAAUCAUUGAAAGUUCUCUCGCUGAGGGAAAAUAGAAUAGCGCUAAUACGCCAAGCAUCCUUUGUGUCCCAGAAGACAUUAGAAGAGAUAGAUCUGCACGGGAACAUGAUAUCCGCCAUUGAAGGAGGGGCUUUUAUAGGCCUGAGCGACUUGCAGACACUUGAUUUCGGCCGUAAUAGGCUCUCCAAGUUUAACAGCGACGUAUUUCAAGGGGCCGAGAAUUUGGAGAAGUUGGACCUCUCGGAGAACUUCAUAAAUGACUUCCCGACGGUUGCCAUUAAAUCUUUUGUCGCCCUUAAACAUUUGAAUCUGUCCAGCAACAUGAUUACGAAUAUUGGAAACAACCACCUGAGUACGUUGACUUCAUUACAAGUAUUAGACCUGAGCAGAAAUAAUUUAGUUAAACUCGCCCCGGGCACAUUUGUUGGUCUCACAGAACUAAAUUAUUUGGAUAUUGGCGUCAAUUCACUGCGCACGGUGGAGGACGACGCUUUCGACGGAUUGACAGGCCUCAAGACACUUCUAUUACGCGACAACAACAUACUAUUGAUUCCAGCGACAGCGCUUUCUCGAUUACCAAAUCUUGUUUCUGUUCAUUUGGGUUUCAACAGGGUGACCGCGUUAUCAAACGACAUUUUGCGAUCUGUGUCAGACAGAGUAACUUCUUUAGUAUUAUCUAGAAAUGUUAUAAGGGAAUUACCGGUGGCUGCCUUUGGACACUUCAAAAUUUUGAAACAUUUGGAUCUAUCAGGAAAUUUACUGAACUCUAUCGCUGCGGAAGUUUUCGAAGGACUGGAACAAUCGCUAGACUUUUUGUCUUUGAGCCAGAACAGAAUUCUCGGAUUUACUGGUCAGCAACUGAAGUUUGUUAAUCUUUGGUUUUUGGAUAUAUCCGAUAAUCAAAUUUCGAAUGUACCGGUGGAAGCGUUUGAAUCGAUUCCUAGUUUAACUCAUUUAAAUAUGAGCCGAAAUUGGCAUAUAAAUGUGUUACCGCAGAAUGUGUUUCAGCAAAAUCAGGCUUUAUUAUCAGUGGACUUAAGUCGUAAUGGCUUAAAGGCGUUACCGGUAAAUCUAUUUUCGAAAAACCUUAAUCUAGAACAUAUUGAUUUGUCUCAUAAUUUACUUCAAGAAAUUUCCGAAAACUCAUUUAAGAAUCUGCGAAAUCUCACUUACUUAGAUUUGUCUUACAAUAAUAUAGUUAACAUAAGGACUCCGUCAUUCGUUAACGUAAUGUCGAUUCAGUACUUAUCUUUGAAAGGUAAUCAAUUGAGUGCUUUCAAAGGCGAAUUCUUCAAUACGGGAACAAGUCUAGAAGUCAUGGAUCUGUCGGAUAAUCAACUUAGUUAUUUGUUCCCGUCGUCGUUCAAAAUCCAUCCUCGUUUAAGAGAAAUCAUACUUACUAACAACAAGUUUAACUUUUUCCCUUCAGAACUUAUAAGUACUUUGCAGUACUUAGAAUUGGUAGAUUUGUCUGGAAACGAAUUGAAAAACGUAGACGAACUCGACUUUGCUCGCCUCCCAAAAUUGAGAACAAUUUUGUUGGCAAGGAACGAACUUGAAACAAUAAGCGAAAUGGCUUUCCAUAAUUCGACUCAAAUACAAUAUUUGGAUUUGUCGAACAACAAGAUCGAUCGGUUGGGAGAUAGGCUAUUUGAGGGGCUUAUACGACUCGAGGUUUUGGACUUGAGCGGCAAUUUACUAACCGAAUUGCCUGACAACAUUUUCGAAAGAAAUAGGCUGCACAUGUUAGAGAAAAUUAUUCUCAGCAGAAAUUCAUUUGAACACGCUCCGCUAAAGGCCUUACAAAAGCAAUACUUUGUAUCUACGGUCGAUUUAUCACACAACCAGAUUGUGGAUAUACCGGGCGAGGAUAGUGUUAUGGUGAAUAUUAAGAAAUUGGAUCUAUCUUUCAAUCCUCUUUCUGAAAAAUCAAUUAGUAAUGUACUGACAGAGCCGAAAACGGUGAGAGAUCUAAAUUUAGCCGGUACUGGAAUUACGGAUAUUGGACAGUUAGAAACACCGUUCCUAUAUAAUUUAAAUUUGUCAUUUAACAACAUCACAAAAAUAUCGGAAAAGACAUUUACCCGAACAACGCUGUUAGAAUCUUUGGAUUUAUCUCAUAAUCAGAUCGCUGAUGUGACUGGAUCGUUGGCAAUUUCUUGGUCUAAAAUGAGAAAUCUCCAACGUUUGAACAUUUCCAGUAAUCCAAUGGUGAUGAUUAUGGACGGUAAUUUUGAAGGUUUAACAUCUCUUCGUAUUUUAGAUAUAACGCAUUUAGAAAAAUGUACCAGGAUAGAGAAAAAUGCUUUUAGGACGCUCGCAAAUCUAGUCGAGUUACGAGCAUACGGCUAUCCACGGUGGUAUAUCGACAUACAAGGUGCUUUACAAUAUGUGCUAGCUUUAGAGAAGUUGGAUGUAGAAGUAAAAGACACUAAUAUUGGUGCUGAUCAAUUACACACAACAUUACACCCAAGGCUUGAAGAACUUGGAAUAAGAGGAUCACGUCUGAAAACUGUGUCUUCUGGCGUGCUUGCUGGAUUGAAGGCUCCAGCCAUCACGGUGCGAUUUAGAAAUACUUCAGUCACUUCUCUACCUCCUGCACUACUGUUCCCAUUACCUAGAUCAUCACAAAUUACAAUAGAUGUAGCUGGUAGUCAACUGACAACUUUGCAACCACAAUUACUUGUAGCCCUUGAUGAUCGUAGGGCGGAUUUGUCUAUGUUCGGCUUGCAUAGUAAUCCUAUUCGCUGCGACUGUAACGCUCGAGCAUUGAGAAGGUGGUUACCCAAUGUUGGUAUUGAUGACGUCCGAUGUGAUUCGCCAGAACAUCUAUCAGGAUUUCUAUUGGUCGAGAUAGGUGAUGACGAACUCACUUGUGAUGCAAAACGGCGAACAACGACAACGUCUACUAGCAUUUCAACUACACCACAACCGCGCCUUGUCCAUCGGACAUCUUCAGAGCCAGAUAUUAUCUGGUCAGUUGCUCCUUCACAUGAUAGACCAAAAUCCGGUGAGCCCAAAGGAGCUCCUGUUAUCGGUGUUGCAGCAACAAGUAAUGAUGAUAAUCUUAUAAUAGGUAUAGUCGGAGGCGUAGUGGCUUUUAUAGCAAUAUUGAUAGUAGCUAUAUGUAUCGUUAGGUUAAGGAUGACUACGACAUCAUACAGAGGUGGUCCUCUGGCUAGUAGUCCUGCAGGAGGUACGCCAGCUAUGUGGGGUGGAGCUUGGCCUGGUUACGCUGCAACUAUGCCACCAGCCUCCUUAUCAAAUGCCACCUUGCCCCAUAAAAUGCAACCAGGACCGGGUUCUGUAAGAUAUCUAGCGCCACCACCACCAGCGCCAUAUUUCAUAAGCAUGCCACCUCAAGACGAUAAAAUAUAUCGGUAGGGAACCAUAAGUUAGAUUAAUGUGGUGUAAAUAUUCGUGUUGAAACUUCGAUAAUUUUAUCAAAGUUUACCUUAAGUAGGUUAUAUCGUUGUAGAUAUCAAUGUGGCUUGAGUUAACAGUUGGACGGCAAAGGAGAAUGCCCAUUCGUGUAUCGGUGUAAUACAUGUAUAGUUUUUCAUGUUAUGUUUUUAAAACCAAAUACAAACGUACGAGAAUAUUAAGCGUCGCGCAGACUCUGCAAUUUUUUUUUCUGAGAAACUCUUCACUAUUGUAAUAUUGUCAGUCAUGAAGUUGCUAUUAACGUAUACUGAUACCGAAAUUCUUUGAAGCAUGGGCAGUCUUCUUUACUUUUGUAAACAAUUACGAUUUAAUGCUUUAAGUGCUAUUUUUCUGACUUAAUAGUUUAUAAGUCACCAGUGACACAGCAAAUCCAAAUCGUGGUUUGGUUUAAUUGUUUCUUUUCUUUCUUACUUCUGUAUAAAAUAUUUAUGUUAAAGUUUUUACUGAUUCUUACGAUAGCAUUAUUGUGUACUUUAGCAAUAAAAUAUUUAAGAACUUAA